Messenger RNA from Eupeodes corollae, 1133 nucleotides. RefSeq lists its product as uncharacterized. NCBI's taxonomy places the organism in Eukaryota, Metazoa, Arthropoda, Insecta, Diptera, Syrphidae. The transcript is spliced from 2 exons. The record is from RefSeq and is a predicted model, not a curated record. Bases 1 to 1056 code for a protein of 351 amino acids.
AUGGCGAGUAUACAUUUAUUCUUGGAACAUCGUGUCUACUGUUUAGCAAUAGACUAUCGCUUUCUGUCCGGCAAAUGGAAUACAAUUCAAUCUUUCAGUAUACCACGUGUGACUUCCAGCAGGAUUAAUUUUUAUGAAGAAGCAAAGGCUGAAAACUUCAACGAACAUGAACUUGAAAUUCUUAAGCCACUAAUUAAUGUUCUACAACUGCAAUAUACCAAAAUCUCUGCUUCCAAAGAUCUUAGCAGAAGCUUUGAAAUAGACGGUGGUGUAAAUGAUGAUCAAUCAUUUAUAGAAUUGAACAAUCUCUUACUUUCAAUUCAACCAGAAUUUUCAAAUGAUAGUGAAGAAUCUAAAUUCAGUUCUAACGAUAGUCUUCCAAGUAUCAAGAAUUUAAACGACUCUCUGUCAGGAGUGCUUUCUUUAAAUGAAGCAAAUGAUAUUCAGGAUAUUUUUCAAGAACAAAUAGAUGAAGCCUAUCAAACAAUUCAUAAUCUUAUCGACCUUUGCAAUGAAACCGAAGACCAAAUAAGACGUAUAUCGAUUAACAAAAUAAAAAUGGUCAAAUUUAUUUACAAAAUGGUACAAAAAGUCUAUGCUCUAGGAAUACGAGCAGGGAGAACUGCGUAUUGCACAUAUUCAAGUAUUCCAGUGAUAAAUUCAACACUUACAGAAGGAAACCACGAAAUUUUGUCUUGUUACAACUAUACCCAAACAUCAAUCACCCGUCUUCGAAAAGAUGUGAGAGCAGCUAUUAAGGAUAUUCGAAGCAAUACUCAAGAGUUGAUUGAUAUUUAUAGAAAACUAACAAAACGUCAUUCAUUGCUUGGAAAAAUUAUUACCAUUUUUGUAAACAUCCGAAAAAUAUCCAAAGAUAUACAAGAAUCAAGUUCAAUAGCUAUCGAAACGAUAGAAGAAGUCAAGACAGAUGCACCGAUCAUCGCCUCAAAUACAAACGAAUGCGCCACAGUUUCCAUUUCGAACUUAGUCAAAAACUUAAAUGAAUACUUAACUGAUCUCAACACAUGUAUCAAAUUUGUAGAUGACUCAACUUAAGGCCCUGGAAGUUUCGAAAGAAUGUCGGGAAAUAUUUGUUUAGAUAUAACUUGCAUAUCAUAUACAAUAAAAAAUGA